Messenger RNA from Eriocheir sinensis (Chinese mitten crab), 2235 nucleotides. Its product is annotated as endochitinase-like. Gene Ontology annotation, molecular function: chitin binding; chitinase activity. Gene Ontology annotation, biological process: chitin catabolic process; carbohydrate metabolic process. The record is from RefSeq and is a predicted model, not a curated record. Bases 130 to 2025 code for a protein of 631 amino acids. Gene Ontology annotation, cellular component: extracellular region. NCBI's taxonomy places the organism in Eukaryota, Metazoa, Arthropoda, Malacostraca, Decapoda, Varunidae. The transcript has 13 exons.
CUGAACGCUCGGCUAUAUAAGGAGGUGAGUUUAUCCGUCCCCCACAGUCCAUUAUUAAUUACUGUACGUGUGUCGUCUGCGUGUCAAACCGCCAACACUUACCCCAGUCGAUUGUGCAGCGAUCUUAUUAUGAAUUUAAAGGGCGCGGUGUGUUGCGGGACGCUGGUGGCGCUGCUGCUGGCGGCCUGCGUCAGCGCCGAGCCUCGUUACGCCAGGCCCGGAGACCACGAGCCCAUCCCGCACCCGCGCGCGACGCCUGACCGCCUGGCGCGCCGCGUGUGUUACUACGAAACGUGGGCCAAGUACCGGCCCGAAGAGGUGCAUUACGACAUCGAGGACAUCCCCGGGGACAAGUGCACCCACCUCAUCUACUCCUUCUGCGGCGUGUCCAACGUGACAUGGGAGGUCCUCAUGCUGGACCCGGAGCUCGAUAUCAACGCCGAUGGUUACCGGCGGUUCGUUGCCCUGAAGGAGAAGUACCCCGACGUGAAGACGAUGAUAGCCGUGGGAGGCUGGGCGGAGGGCGGCAAGAAGUACUCCCAGAUGGUGAGCGUCAAGGAGCGCCGAGACACUUUCAUCAGGAGUGUUGUCCAGUUGCUCACGGACUACGGUUUCGACGGCUUCGACCUCGAUUGGGAGUACCCCGGAGCGACUGACCGCGGCGGCACCUUCGCUGACAAAGACAACUACCUGAAGCUGGUCCAGGAGCUUCGCGAGGCCUUCGACGCCGUGGGUAUGGGCUGGGACUUGACCGCCGCCGUGCCCGUCGCCAGGUUCAGACUGCAGGAGGGCUACCACGUGCCCGAGCUGUGCAGCCUACUGGACGCCAUACACUUAAUGACCUACGACUUGCGCGGGAACUGGUGCGGGUUCGCGGACGUCCACUCCAUGCUGUACAUGCGGCCUGGCCUCGACGAGUGGUCCUACGAGAAGCUGAACGACAAUGACGGUAUGCUGCUGUGGGAGGAGUUCGGGUGCCCGCGCGACAAGCUGGUCCUGGGCACGCCCUUCUACGCCCGCACCUACACGCUUGGCAGCCCCGACAACAACGACCUGCACGCGCCCAUCAAGAAGUGGGAGGGCGGCGGCAAGCCAGGCCCCUACACCAACGCUACCGGCACCCUCGCCUACUUCGAGGUUUGCAAGAUGAUGCUGGACGACAAUGCCUGGGUGGAUCGCUACGACGACGUGGGACUUGUUCCCUUCACGCACAAAGAGGACCAGUGGGUGGGCUAUGAGGAUCCCGAUAGCCUCCAGAUCAAGAUGGACUACAUUAAGGAGCAGGGGCUGUUGGGGGCCAUGACGUGGGCUAUCGACCAAGACGACUACCUGGGCUGGUGCGGCCGCGGCGUGAACCCUAUGAUGACGGUUCUCUACGAGGGGAUGAAGGACUACAUCGUGCCCGUGGCCCCCACCGUCACCUCCACCACCACGAGCCCGUGGUGGACGCAGCCUACCACCACCACCACCACCAGGGACCCCAACGAGUCCACCACUACGCGGGACCCUAACCAACCUACCACCACUCUGGGCCCCAUGGACUGCAGCCUGGCCGCAUACUGGCCCCACGAGGACUGUGACAAGUAUUACUGGUGCUACGACGGCGUGCCGCACCUGGAGCAGUGUCCCGACGGCACCGUGUGGAACAAUGCCGGGGCGUACUGCGACUGGCCCGAGAACGUUGACACCUCGAACUGCAACAUGCCCGCGUUCGCGCUCCAACCCAAACAACACGAUGGACCCCCACCCACGACCAAGCACAUCAAGCCCAAAGCUCCAGUCAAGCCCAAGGAAGCCCAUCCCGCCCCGCCCAAACAUGAAGCUGUCCUCAAAGAGCAGAUCAAGCAUAAGGAAGCCCUCAAGGCUCAAGCCAAGCCCCUGGCCCAUGCUAAACUCGCCGCAAAGCUUAACGAGGUCGACCAUUCUCACCCCAAGAGUAAAAGUGCCUCUCACCCCAAGGCUGUUCCCAAACCUAAGAACGUCAAAAUCCCCCCUCUAAUGAAGGUACUAAAUAAGCUACCCUAAGCGCCACCAUAACCCAGGCGGCAAGAUAAUGGCCUAUAAUGGGGUCAUUUAGAGCACUGUACAUACAACAAACUCCUCUCUAUGUUUUGUUUCUUGACCCAAAUGUAGUUCACAUGUACUUAAAUAUCCAGAACGGUGCUCUCAAUCUAAGUAUUUGGAUGUUACGACUCAGACCAGCAAACUACCACUAAAUAAAAUUUUAAUUACAAA